UAUACCGUGUGACAGCCAACAACAAUGCUGAGAUUUAAUUGGCAAAUGUUAGAAUCCAGGGCUUUGCAUAGUAGUCAUGACUGCAACCCAACCCAGGCCAACGCUAUACAUUGCAAAAAGAAAUUAUUUUUUUCGCCGAGGAAAUCUAAAUGGCCAAGCGCGUCAUUGUAAAUUCAUCAAAAGAAAUGGUUGGAAGAUACAAGUUUGGACUUGGUCUUGUGUGUAUCUUCAUCAACACAUGUUACGGGUCAACUUCCUAUGCCGUCCGAAAUUCUUUUUAAGUGAUAGGUCUCAUAUAUAUAUUUUAUACAAAAGUUCAUCUUAAUCCUUAAAAAAAUAAUCAUUUCAGUAAUUGCAAUGUGCAAGUAAUCUCUUCAUUUCCUCCUUAGAUCAUGAGAUUUCCAAAAGGAUUCAACUUACAAUGAAGAACCAAGAACUGGGUACUGCCACACGGGUUAUAAUCCUGGCAAUGGUGAUAUCAGUGCUAUCGCUAUUUGUUUUAGUCGGAGUUCUUGUCCUGAUUCACAUCUGUGUAGUAUUGAGGGAGUUUAACAGAAGAACCGACAACAUUAAUAUGGCAGAGAGAGGGAGCACCAGCAUGUCCAUGUCCAAGGAGGAUAUAGAAAAGCUUCCUUGCUUCUUUUUUCAAGCCAAAGAGAAGGGAACUAGUACUCCAGUGGACUGUGCAAUUUGUUUGGAAAAUUUCAAGGUGGGUGAUAAGUGCAGAAUGUUGCCUCAAUGCAACCACAGUUUUCAUGCUGAAUGCAUAGACUUGUGGCUCCUGAAGUCUCUCUAUUGUCCAAUUUGCAGAACUAGCACCGAUAUUCUGAACGGCUGUUCCAUAUCUGCAGGAGAAAGCAGUGGAAGUGGUCAAACGAGACAAGAAUUGAGUUGAGAGAGGGUCAAGAAAUUGAUAAAUCUAAUUAGUUGAUAGCAAGUAAACUCGUCUCUAUUCCUGGUUUACCAAAGAGCUCCAUUUCCACACACCAGAUGUUCAGU
This is a messenger RNA of Solanum stenotomum, 999 nucleotides long. Its product is annotated as RING-H2 finger protein ATL56-like. The transcript has a single exon. The coding region runs from base 422 to 895 and encodes 157 amino acids. Lineage: Eukaryota; Viridiplantae; Streptophyta; Magnoliopsida; Solanales; Solanaceae. The record is from RefSeq and is a predicted model, not a curated record.